Molecule: messenger RNA, 1953 nt
Organism: Aspergillus novofumigatus IBT 16806
Lineage: Eukaryota; Fungi; Ascomycota; Eurotiomycetes; Eurotiales; Aspergillaceae
Product: putative phosphoinositide-specific phospholipase C
Exons: 4
Coding region: 1-1953 (650 amino acids)
Biological process (GO): lipid metabolic process; phosphatidylinositol-mediated signaling
Molecular function (GO): phosphatidylinositol-4,5-bisphosphate phospholipase C activity
Source: RefSeq, a predicted model, not a curated record
AUGGAAACGACGGACGAACUCACUGGUCGUGCUGCUAGCAUUUCUCUCGAGUCAGCAAAACCCGCUCGGUCGAUCCAAGUGCAGCCCGGCCCAUUGUCCUCCCAUCUGGACAAGGUCUAUGCAUCCUUGACUUCCACCUCGACCGCUGAUUUUAUCAAGGAUGUACAAAAAGAAGACAUCGCCGGUAGCGCUGGGGCCACAAAUCCCCUCGCGUCCUUGGCAGCAUUCCAUGCGUACAUGUCCAGCCCGGCGUCUGAUGCUCUGCGUCCGGCCAAAGGUCAGGACUUGUCGGCACCGAUCACAGAUUAUUACAUCUCGUCCAGUCACAACACCUAUUUGACGGGUAAUCAGCUGUACAGCGAUGCUGCAGCGGCUGCAUAUACCAACGUACUUCUGAGUGGCUGUAGAUGUGUUGAAAUCGAUGUUUGGGACGGAGAUGCGGACGAUGACAGCGUUUCUGGUGAUGACACAAGCAGCAGCAGUAGUAGCGAUUCGAGCUCUGAUGAAGAAAAGCCCAGUCGCCGUAAGAAGCAGGACGUACCAAAGACGGAUGGUAGCACACAGUCAACCAAGGCAACAUCGCGGCGCAAGGGCCUCUCGUCCAAAUUCGGAAGCCUGCUGGGACGCAAAUCAUCGCCUGCUAACGGAGCCACUGAUAAACCUGCAUCAACUGCUACCGCUGCUGCUGUAGACACUGCAGCGCAAAUCCUACGCCGUCCGGAGCCCCGGGUGCUCCAUGGUCACACGCUGACCAAAGGAACCAAGUUCCGCGAUGUUUGCUAUGCGAUUCGCGACAGCGCCUUCGUGGCAAGUGAUCUGCCGGUGAUUGUCAGUUUGGAGGUGCACACAUGCAUCGAACAGCAGGCGACCAUGGUGGAGAUCAUGGAGGAGGCGUUCAAGGGAAUGUUGAUCGAAGUCACCCCGGAGCUUGAAGCUACUCAGGCCCCGCCUCCUCUGGAGACCUUGAAACGCAAGAUCCUCAUCAAGGUCAAGUGGGUUCCAGCAACAGGUCACGGCCAAGGCGAAGCGCAGAAGGACGAUCAGACCGACGCGCUCGAUACACCUCCCUCCGCAAAUCAGGACGGUCAACCUGCACCAGCCAAACCGUCCAAGGUCCUACACUCCCUAAGCAGGCUAGCGGUUUUUACCAAAGGGUUCUCCUUCCGCCACUUCACCCAGCCAGAGGCCAAAGUACCCGGACACGUGUUCUCCCUCUCCGAAAACGCCGCACGAGAGGCCUACGCCAAAGACCGCGACGGCCUCCUCGAGCACAACCGCCACUUCUUCAUGCGCGUCUACCCCUACGGACUGCGCGUCAACUCCUCCAACCCUGACCCAACCUUCUUCUGGCGCUGCGGCGCCCAGAUCGUCGCCCUGAACUGGCAAAACCUCGAUAAGGGCAUGAUGCUCAACCGCGGCAUGUUCACCGGCGAGCCCGGCUGGGUCCUCAAGCCCCAGGGCUACCGCAGCUCCGAUCCCCCCUCCGCCCCCGUGAAGCGCCAACAGCUCGACCUUUCCAUCGAAAUUCUCGCGGGUCAGAACCUCCCCUUGCCCCCGGGGGAUACCAAGGAGUCCGGCUUCCGGCCCUACGUCAGCUGCUACCUGCAUGUGGAGUGCCCAGACGAGGAGAACGGCUUCCCGCCGGGAGGCGACAACACCACCGACUCGGACAAGACGAGCUACAAGCGCAGCAUCAAGAGCGCCACAGGCACGAACCCGGAUUUCGGCGCGCAGAUGAUCCAGUUCCCGACUUUGCAGGGUGUCAUUGAGGAGUUGACUUUUGUUAGAUUUAAAGUCAAAGACGACGAGCUCGGCCGAGACUCCCUAGCCGCCUGGGCAUGUCUCAAACUCAGCCGUCUGCAGCAGGGCUAUCGACUGAUCCAUCUCCAUGACUGCUCUGGGGCAGAAGCCGGUGCUGUCUUGUUAGUCCGGAUCACCAAGGUUCUCUCCUAA